Bursaphelenchus okinawaensis is the source of this 1269-nucleotide messenger RNA. Lineage: Eukaryota; Metazoa; Nematoda; Chromadorea; Rhabditida; Aphelenchoididae. The record is from the annotation of a GenBank genome assembly.
AUGGCUGCUUUGGAGAUAAUCCAGCUGGAGCCGGGCACGCCAGUCGAGAAGUGGGAAGUGGUCAAGAAGUUGGGCGAAGGAGGAUUUGGUAAGUCGUUUUAGGCCAAGUUACUAAAGCACUUAAUAUAUGCAUACAAUAAUAGUUUACGAAAAUGACAGAAUGCAUUAUAGUUUUGUUUUUAUUUGGUAGAAUACGUGCUACGGUGUGUUUGAUUCAUAUUUUGUGUUGUAGGAGCUGUUUACAAGGUGAAAGACGCCAGUGAUUUUUAUGCCCUGAAGGUCGAAGGUGUCAGCGAACCGAUUCAAGUAUUAAAAAUCGAAGUUAAUGUUCUACAAGUAAGUCGUGUUACCUAAUUAUAGGCUGUAGUAAAACCGUGAUACAAUAAUGUUGGUUUCAGGAAUUGAAUGAUCGUAACGGCCGUCAUAAUUGUAAGCUGGAAGGCAAAGGAAAGUUUGCAAAUUUUAAUUAUGUGGUCAUGUCGUUGGUCGGAAAGUCGUUGCAGGACCUCAGAAAGGUACACAAUAUUUUUUUAAACGUAUAAUUUUCUAUUCAAAUUUCAUUGUCAACAUUAUACAAUAAACUGGAAAAUAUAACUUUAGGACAACGAAAACGGCUACAUGACGACCGGCUGUGCUGUCAGUGUCUCUAUGCAAUGUCUCGAAGCCUUAGAAGACCUCCACAACAUCGGAUACCUCCAUCGUGACAUCAAACCCGGCAACUACGCUGUGGGACGUGCAGAGUUGAACGAAUUGAGAAAAGUUUACAUUUUGGACUUUGGUAUGUGCAGAAAGUAUACGGACGACAACGGAGUCAUCAAGAAGCCCAGGAAGUUAGCCGCCUUCAGAGGAACGGUACGGUACGCCAGCAUCGCAUGUCACAUGCAACGUGAAUUGGGAAGGAAAGACGACGUCGAGACCUGGCUUUACAUGGCGGCCGAACUGACUCACGGUAAUCUACCAUGGAAGACCAUCCAGGAUUUAAAUGAGGUAUGUUGUCUACUAUAUUCGUUUACAUAACAGAACAAUCUACUUGCAAAAUAGACUAACACUUACUAAGUUUAGGUCGGUGACUACAAACGCCGUUGCACAAAAAUGCCAUUCAUGUUAGAGGUGUUCCAGUCCUGUCCCAAGGGCUACAACGAGAUCGCUACCCACAUCCACUCUCUGAAGUUCUACGACCCUCCAGAUUACGAGAAGUACUACACGCUGAUGCGAAAGGCCUACACCGAGAUGGGAAUCAAAGAGUUUCCAUACGAUUGGGAAAAGUGA